Molecule: messenger RNA, 1196 nt
Organism: Aquila chrysaetos chrysaetos
Lineage: Eukaryota; Metazoa; Chordata; Aves; Accipitriformes; Accipitridae
Gene: PRR18
Product: proline rich 18
Exons: 2
Coding region: 94-936 (280 amino acids)
Source: RefSeq, a predicted model, not a curated record
GGGCGGGUUAUCGAGGGGCGGGGGGAAAAGCGGCGGCUGCCGGCGCAGGCGGAGCCCGCCCUGCCGCCGCCGGCUCUUCGGCCGCUUCUCGCCAUGGGGCUGCAGCCCCGGCGCGCAGCGGGGCCCUGUCCGCCCGCGGGGAGAUGCGCCGCCCUGGCCGGGGCCCCGCGCAGCGCGGCUGCCUGGGCCCGCGGCGAGGAGCCGGAGGGGGCUCCCGGCCGCGCCGCCUCCCUGCCGCCCAUCCUGCCGGCGCCCGCCGCUUCCCCCGGCGCCGCCCGGGCGCAGCCCAAGAAGGCGCCGGCGGCGGCCCCCAAGAAGGCUGCGCCUCGGCCGGCGGAGGAGAGGGCGGCCAGGAAGGCGCGGGCGGCGCCCCCGGAGCGGGCGGGCCCCCUCUCCAGCUCCUGGCCCUGCGCCUCCCUGCAGCGGCAGCCGCCGCGGAGGCCGCCGGCCGAGCGGGGGGCGCGGCCCCAGCCCGCCCCGCCGCAGCCGCGGGGCCGCCCGCGGGCGCCGGGGCCGGGCAGCCGCUCCUGCGAGAGCCUGGGCGGGGCGGCGGGGGAGACGGCGCCGCGGUUCUCGCUGAGCCUGCCGCCUGAGGCCGUGCGGGUGCUGCAGCGCCGCAGCCUGGAGCGGCAGCGGGGGCAGCCCGCCCCCUCCCCCGGCGGCAGAGCGGGGCCGGGGCCGACCCCGGCGCGGCGCGGAGGCCGGGCGGGCGGCGGCGACUUGCGCGCCCUGCUGAAGAUCUCGCUGCUCAACGACAGGCACCGCUACGACGACGAGGAGUACGAGGAGGAGGAGGAGGCGGCGGCGGGGGCCGCGGUGGACGAGGGGCUGGUGCGGAAGUGCACCGAGUGGCUGCGCGGCGUGGAGAGCGCGGCCGGCCGCGACCGAGACCGCCCCGACAGGCUGGAGACGCUGCCGCACCUGGGCACCCUCUGAGCCCCCGCCGGCGGAGCGGGGCCCGCGGCCUCGGCGGCGGGGCCCGCGGGCCGGAGCCGGUCCCCGGGAAGGGGCCGGCGCUGGGGCGAGGGACAAAGGAGCGGCGGCGGGAGGGAGAGGGGCCGGCUGUGGGCGUCCUGCCUCCCCUGCCCGGUUUUUUUAAGACUCUCGACUACUUUGUAAGAUGCGCGUAAUGAUUUUGUAUAUUUGUACAUAAAAGCUCAUUUUUAUUUAUUUGAAUAAAUGGCUGUUGCGUUGCA